CGAAAAUAAACUGUUCGAUUAUUUAGUAAUCAAAGCUUGGUGUUACGUUUGGAAAAAAUAAUUCAAAAUGUCCUACCUCGGAAAAUUGUACUCACACGACAGAGAUGAAAACUACGAAUCUUAUAUUGAAAGUUUAGGUCUGCCGGCUGAUAAAGUGGCAAACUUGAAGAACUACAAGCCACAACAGAAGCUAGAGAAAAAUGGGGACACCUACACGUUGACAGCUGUCAGUCCCGUGGGCAACCGGGUAGCCUCUUUUAAAGUAGGCGAGGAGUUUGAUGAGACAGUCGCCGAGGGACAUAAAGCGAAGACUACAUACACUCUUGAUGGCAACACUCUUACUCAAACCCAAAAAUUCCCUGACGGUAAUAUUUUGUACACCAAAAGAGAAUAUUUCGACGACAAACUGAUAGUGACGCUGACGAGAACAAACUGGGAUGGUACUGCUGUGAGAUACUACAAAGCUUAAUUUGAUUUUUUUUAUAAGCUAACUUUUAAUAUUUGAUUAAAACCUUUUUAAUAUAAAUAAAACAUCAAAA
Molecule: messenger RNA, 539 nt
Organism: Papilio xuthus (Asian swallowtail)
Lineage: Eukaryota; Metazoa; Arthropoda; Insecta; Lepidoptera; Papilionidae
Product: fatty acid-binding protein
Exons: 4
Coding region: 68-469 (133 amino acids)
Molecular function (GO): lipid binding
Source: RefSeq, a predicted model, not a curated record